UGUGACUCGGCGACGCUGCUCCUCCGCUGCUGCCCCGCGCGCGCGCGCUGCCCCAUGGCCCCGUCCCGGCUGCAGCUCGGCCUCCGCGCCGCCUACUCCGGCUUCAGCUCGGUGGCCGGCUUCUCCAUCUUCUUCGUCUGGACGGUGGUCUACCGACAGCCGGGGACUGCGGCAAUGGGGGGUCUGGCAGGUGUCCUGGCACUGUGGGUCCUGGUGACUCAUGUGAUGUACAUGCAGGACUACUGGAGGACUUGGCUCAAAGGACUGCGGGGCUUCUUCCUCGUGGGUAUUCUCUUCUCAGCCGUCUCCGUCUCUGCCUUCUGCACCUUCCUGGCACUGGCCAUCACCCAGCACCAGAGUCUCAAAGACCCAACCAGCUACUACCUCUCCUGCGUCUGGAGCUUCAUCUCCUUCAAGUGGGCCUUCCUCCUCAGCCUCUAUGCCCACCGCUACCGGGCUGACUUCGCUGACAUCAGCAUCCUCAGUGAUUUCUGACCCAGGGAAUGAGGUCACUCCAGCCUGGGGGCCCUCAGGACCUGUACUCAGCUUCUGGGUCAUUAAUUGAGCCUGGAGGACUCCAGAACCAUGGCAGAGCAUAUCCAGCAGGGCCAGUUCAGUUUCCCGGAAAGCCGUCUGGUCCCUUUUUGGGGAGACAGAACUGUUGAAGGGGCACUGCCAAUCUGCCCAUUAGCCUGGCUAAUGGGCAGCUUAGACCUUUCCAAAUGGAUCUAUUUUCUUAGCACUCUGAGGAAUCUUUGUACGUAGGGCCACGAUAAUGAACUCAAGGUGUCAAGGGGUAGGACUGUGAGGUCUGAACGUAUGGUUGGAGACAGGCUUCCUUGCUGCCUAGACUUCACUGAAGCCGCGUGUGCGGGAGGCAUCUGGAAAGGUUUGACCAAGUAAGGGAUCUCCAGUAGAGAUCUCCAAAUCCCACCCCAGCACCUCCAUCCUGUUGUCCUCAAGGGUCAGGUAGCUGAAUCCAUCAGUCCCUAGGGAAGUGACAGUUGGCUCUGUCUCCAAGCUGCAAGACUGAACAGAACCCAGUGUCUCUCCUCCUACUUUCCCUCCAGAGUUCUGUUUCCCACGAGGGUGCUAGAGCCAGCCAACCAUUCCUGUGUCGCACACAUGCACACGUGACCACACAUGACCAGAGCUGGGCUCCGCCGAUGGGGCUAGACCUGAGGACCACAGGAAACACACCCAUGCACCUAGAAGGGCUUUGGGAUAAGAGGGCAAGCUGGUGGGGGCUAGAGAGAGCACUACACCUCUACUCCUGAGUCUCCAGCCUUGCACGUUCACCUGACCCUCACUGCACCAGACCACCCCGACCACGAGGACCUCUCCCUGCACCGAACCCCAACACUGAUGCUCAUCUCUCUCCUGAAUGGACAUGGGCCCAAGGCCUUACCUAAGUAGAGAGGGAGGGCAGGAGCUGCCACAUUUAUCCUUUCUUGUUAGGUUGCCAUUUUGCACGUCCACUUUUCCACCAGGGUCCUGCCCCUCGCUCUCUGCCUUACACUGUCACUUUAGCAGAAAUACAGCGGCCAUUUUUAUCAGCCUCAGGGUGUUUCUUUGAGGGGGGGGUGUCUUGAGAGGGGACUGUAUGAGUGGGCGAGGUGGGGGCUCUACCUGUCUGAUUAUAUCUCUAAGGUAAGCUCUGGGCGAGCGGGCAGCCUGCCCUCUUGGCAUGAGGAGGCCACUAACUCAGACCUCCUUUGCUCCCCCAGCCCUGCCCUAUGGGGCUAGGAUGCUCACAGCCUCAGCAUCCCCUGCAGAUUCCAUGUCCACCCCCCAUUAUUCUGGGCACGUUUUUUCUGGCCUCUUGUCUCAUCCAUCCUUUUACUUUACGAUAUAUGCUUAAAACGUCAUGGUAAGGAACCAGAAGCCAUGUCCACAUCUAGGGCCAUUUACUGAAAGAUCCAGGAGGGAAUGACUACGGACACAGCAGGACUUAAGCCCAGGCGUGUGCUUCAUGACCUUUUGGGGUGUUUUGGCAAAUGGAGCCUGAGAACUUGUCCCAUAUCCCACAGGGCCCAGUCUGUAGGGCUCAGCCCGGGAUCAUCUCCUUUUUCACCUGGGUUGGUGGUAAGCAUAUAUUUGGAGUGGGUUCUUCCUUCAUGCAGUAGCCGUGGAGGGUAAGGGACUAGAGAGUCUGAGUUCGGCCCAAACUUGUCCCCUUUCUCAGCCCAUUGCAGGGUGCCGGGUGCACACCCACCCCACUGAUGAUGUCUCACUAACAUCCAGGAGGCGUACUCACAGGGCCUUUAAAGCAAAUAAAACAUUUAUUGUUCAGGUU
Messenger RNA from Peromyscus eremicus (cactus mouse), 2296 nucleotides. RefSeq names its product solute carrier family 48 member 1 (gene Slc48a1). Gene Ontology annotation, biological process: heme transport. Lineage: Eukaryota; Metazoa; Chordata; Mammalia; Rodentia; Cricetidae. The transcript is spliced from 3 exons. Gene Ontology annotation, cellular component: lysosomal membrane; plasma membrane. The record is from RefSeq and is a predicted model, not a curated record. Gene Ontology annotation, molecular function: heme binding; heme transmembrane transporter activity. The coding region runs from base 55 to 495 and encodes 146 amino acids.